Messenger RNA from Lethenteron reissneri (Far Eastern brook lamprey), 1518 nucleotides. Its product is annotated as protein farnesyltransferase/geranylgeranyltransferase type-1 subunit alpha-like. Gene Ontology annotation, biological process: protein farnesylation; protein geranylgeranylation. Gene Ontology annotation, molecular function: protein farnesyltransferase activity; CAAX-protein geranylgeranyltransferase activity. NCBI's taxonomy places the organism in Eukaryota, Metazoa, Chordata, Hyperoartia, Petromyzontiformes, Petromyzontidae. Gene Ontology annotation, cellular component: CAAX-protein geranylgeranyltransferase complex; protein farnesyltransferase complex; cytoplasm. The record is from RefSeq and is a predicted model, not a curated record.
CUGGGCGGAGUAGGAGGAGGGAGUUCCCCAGCUGAGGAGACUUGCCGUGGUGACGGCGGCGGCGGCGUGCAAACUCGCCUCCAUCUCUCCAUCUCUCCCCUCAUCCCUUACCUUGAGAUGGACGCGCAGGACGCUGCGGCGGCGGCGGCAGCGGCGGUGGUGGCUGUGGAAGACGUAGAGAACUCCGACGACGAGGCGGAGACGAGACACAGAGCGGUUUACGUCUUCUACCGAGACCGUGUCGAGUGGAAGGAUCUGAAGCCAGUGCCGCAAGAAGAGGGCCCCAACGCCGUGGUGCAGAUUGCUUACUCUGACAAGUUCCAAGACGUAUUCGAUUACUUCCGCGCGGUUCUCAAGUGCGAUGAGAGGAGCGAGCGUGCCCUGCUACUCACCGCUGACGCCAUCGCGCUCAACUCCGCCAACUACACAGUCUGGCAUUAUCGCAGAGUGCUUUUGCGGUCACUUAAUAAAGACCUCCGGGAGGAGCUGGCAUAUGUUCAAGAGAUUAUUGAGGAUCAACCCAAGAACUAUCAAGUCUGGCAUCACCGAAGGCUUUUGGUGGAUUGGCUGAAAGAUGCCACGGAUGAACUGGAUUUCACGGCAGAGAUUUUGAAACAGGACGCAAAGAACUACCACGCCUGGCAGCACCGACAGUGGGUGAUACAGGAGUUCAAUCUGUGGGAUAAGGAACUCGACUUUGUCGAGCGACUCCUGGACGAGGACCUAAGGAACAACUCGGCCUGGAAUGAGCGUCACUUCGUUGUGUCUCGCACCACAGGCUACAGCGACUCGGCCACGCUGGAUCGGGAGGUCCAUUAUACUCUGAACAUGAUUAAGAAGGCUCCACACAACGAAAGCUCCUGGAACUAUUUAAGAGGCAUCUUGGAGGAGAAGGGGCUGGCUCGGUAUCCGAGCCUGCUGGAGCUGAUCGAAGAGAUUCGGGAUGGGCAGGUGUCGGAUGACGUGACCGUGUCGCCGUACCUCCUCGCCUUCAUUGUCGACCUGCACGAGGACCAGCUGGACAGUGGCUGUGGGGACAGAGCGGAGACGCUCGCCACAGCACUGAAGCUGUGCGAGCAGCUUGCCACGGAGCUGGACACCAUUCGUGGCGAGUACUGGCGGUACGUCGCCAAUUCCCUGCAGCAGAGGUUCGGAUCCCUGGCCGCGUCAAACAAGGAGCCUUUGGUGCGGCCUGUGCAGGCCACGGCUUGAACGUGACCCCCUCUGGAAUCAUCUCCACGCAAGCUUUGAACAAAUUGUUGAAACUUUUUCCGCCUGCCUCCCAUGACUUAAGUUUUAUUCCCUUAAAGGUAUUCUGAAAGUUGUGGCCUCUCUAACUUGGAUCUUAUUGUAAAUGAUUCAUAUUUAAGUCUGCACUUCGCUUGUACCAGCAGAUAUAGGAGUGGCAGGUGAAAUGGAUGCAGAUUGUGUUUUUUUUGCAAGAUCUAAAAAUGUCAAACUUUAAGGAAAUUGCUCGAUGUAUUCAAACAAUAAACAAUUUUGCACGAGUGGAAGUUA